Drosophila serrata is the source of this 554-nucleotide messenger RNA. RefSeq names its product Vacuolar H[+] ATPase 16kD subunit 4 (gene Vha16-4). Gene Ontology annotation, biological process: proton transmembrane transport. Gene Ontology annotation, molecular function: proton-transporting ATPase activity, rotational mechanism. Lineage: Eukaryota; Metazoa; Arthropoda; Insecta; Diptera; Drosophilidae. The record is from RefSeq and is a predicted model, not a curated record. Gene Ontology annotation, cellular component: proton-transporting V-type ATPase, V0 domain.
UGCGGAGCGAAACGAACGAAAACUGUUACUAUUCCAAAUUCCCUAAACAUGCAGGAGGGCUCUUUGGAUACGCCGCGGUCCGGCUUCUUCUUUUGUGUGAUGGGCGUGGUCUCGGCCAUUACCUUCUCCACUUUGGGAGCCGCCUAUGGCACUGCGAAGGCUUCUGUUGGUAUCUCAUCGAUGGCGGUCAAGCAUCCACAGCUCAUAAUGAAGGCGAUCGUGCCUGUGGUUAUGGCUGGCAUUAUUGCCAUUUAUGGCCUGGUCAUUUCUGUCCUGCUGGCUGGCUCCCUGCAACAUCAUAUGAGUGCCUUCAAGGGAUUCCUGAAUCUAAGCGCUGGACUGGCUGUGGGUGUUUCUGGAAUGGCGGCUGGAAUCGCUAUUGGUGUGAUUGGCGAGGCUGGAGUCCGAGGAACUGCCCAGCAGCCGAAACUCUUUGUUGCGGUCAUAUUGAUAUUGAUAUUUGCUGAGGUAUUGGGACUAUAUGGUCUCAUCGUGGCUAUUUACUUGUUUACCAAGACAUAGAUGUGUUGUUCAUAAAGAUGUUUCUUCUUUUC